AUGAGACACUCACUGGCUUUCUUGGCCCUCGCCGCCACAGCCUUCGCUAUCCCUCAAGCAGUCACAGAAGACAUCAGCCCCAAGGAUGGUCCUCCCAAAGGAUGCAUAACAUCAUACAGCGGUCAAUUCGAAGUCACCAUUUUCAAGCCCGGUAACACUAAGCGCGAUCUCAGUGAGAAGCGUUCGUGCAACGGAGAGGGUGUUCUCGUCCUGAACCUCAAAGACGGAGUCCUCAAAGACGCCCAAGAUCGCACAGGCUACAUAUCCGACAGCUACCAAUUCCAAUUCGAUAAGCCCGCUCAGUCUGGCGCAAUUUACACCUCUGGCUUUUCCGUCUGCUCCAAUGGCACACUUGCCCUUGGUCCAUCGGCCAUCUUCUGGCAGUGCAAGUCAGGGGACUUCUACAACCUCUACGACCGCGACUGGGCUGAGCAAUGUGAACCUGUCGAGUUUGGUGUUAUGCCCUGUGGUAAGGGAAGUUCGUCCAAGUCUGCGCCCAAGAAGAGGAUUGUCGGAAGCAGCGUCAUUGCAACCACUGUCGUAACUGUUGUCUCGGAUGGUACGACCAAGGAGGUUCCCACUACAAUCGCAGUGCCGAUGUGCCAGAUUGGUGAUGGACAGGUUCAGGUUCGCACGACGCCCUGUGAUGAUAUGGAACUUCCCAUCAUUACCGCUCCUCCUGUUAGUCAGGUCUCGGAUGGGAAGCUUCAAGUUCCUACCACUGCACCUCCGGCCCCUCCUGCUGUCCAGCAAAACAACCCUGGCGAGGCUGGAAAACCUGGGGGUGAUGCACCUGAAAGUGGUAAUGGAGGUGAUGGAGGUAACUCCAGUGGUGGCAGCGAUGGUAACGGCAACGGCGGUGAUGGUGGUAGUGGCGGUGACUCUGGUGAUGACUCUCGGCCUGGUGCUUCACCUGCAGGGAACUCAGCACCCGAAAACACUGGCACAGCAUCCCAGAACUGCGCUGACUCGGAUGAUGAAUCUUGCGGCCGUGGUCAAGGAAGCGCUGGUCGCUCCGGGAAGACCAAGCCCACAGAAACUAACAAAGAAGUGCUGGCCACUGACUCCGGUUCCCCUUCAGAGACUGACGACACUGAGGAGACUGGUACUUCUCGUAGCGGUAGCACUCGCGCUGUCAAGCCUUUUCGACCUCAGAGUACCGAGAGUGAUGACGCGGAAGAGACGGAUAGCGGCUCAGAUGCAGGCUCGAAUGAUGACAACUCAUCUUCUGAUGCUGCGCAGUCGGAUGCGUUGAAGAUUGCUGCUAGUCUAGGUAUGGUGUUUGUAUCAGCUAUGUUGGGUAGCCUUUUAGUUUUGUGA
Molecule: messenger RNA, 1320 nt
Organism: Fusarium poae
Lineage: Eukaryota; Fungi; Ascomycota; Sordariomycetes; Hypocreales; Nectriaceae
Exons: 2
Coding region: 1-1320 (439 amino acids)
Biological process (GO): fungal-type cell wall organization
Cellular component (GO): fungal-type cell wall
Molecular function (GO): structural constituent of cell wall
Source: RefSeq, a predicted model, not a curated record